AUGCUGCGACCUGCGGUGGAAUCUGCAAUCUAUGAGCACGGCCAGGGUGAGAGCUUGCGCGCUCGCAUUGUGCGACGGGUGGAGGAAGACUCAAAGAUCCAUCUAACCCUGGAGCAAACAGACUUCACACAGGGCCUUUCAGACGAUGCUUUUCUCGGCAAGAAGCCCGAAGAGAUCAAAGAGGUCUCCCUUAGGAUGGGAAUCGGCGAGAUUUCCCACGUUAACCAAGGUGUUGCGAAGCUCGUGACAUGGUUCCGAAAGGCAGAGGAGCUGCAACUUGACCGUCUUGAUUUCUCUGGAACCAAACUUGCAGAUGAUGCCCUGGGCCUGAUCCUGAAGCUUCCUUGCUUCCGCAAGCUCAGGUUUCUUGGAUUGGCAGAUACGCUAGUCAGUGUCGACGGGCUUUGUGACGUUAUCGAAGAAGUCUUCAGGUGUCGGGCUGGAGAGCCGGAGACGGAGCGGCACUGGCUAAACGUGAAGAUGGGCUAUAAGUUCUGGCCGCGCAGCCAACCGAAGGAUCAACAGAACAACCGAUGGCACGCCUUGAAGGGGCGAGUUUCAGAGGUCGGAGGGGAUUGCCGUUAUUUUGACAACAAGCGCUGGAACAAAAGCUGGAUGUUGCACAUCGUCAAAUGCCAAGAUCGGGAUAGUGCAGGCAGGAUGUUGCUGAAAGUGUCCGCCUGA
This is a messenger RNA of Symbiodinium necroappetens, 684 nucleotides long. The record is from the annotation of a GenBank genome assembly. Lineage: Eukaryota; Dinophyceae; Suessiales; Symbiodiniaceae.